AUGCCUUAUAGUGAAGUUGAAGCUAAGUUCUUGGGACCUGGAGAAAAACUCACAAGUGAACCAUGCUAUAAAAAGCUGAAGUCAACUGCAGAUGCCCGUGUUUUCCCCCAUCAUGGUGGUCCAGAUAUCCACAGAAUCCAAGAGAAAACUGGAAAUAGUUGGGUCCCCAUGACUGUCACUGAUGUCAGAGGAUGUAGUUCACAGGAGGACAGUAAGAGAACUUCAGAAUUCCUAAACCCUACUCAUGAUGAGGUGCCUGGCGAUAGACCAGAUGUUAUUGAAGCUGUUGAUUCAAAAGUGUUACGGGAUGGAAACCCUCCAUUAAUAUGCAGCAAUGAUGAAUAUAGUACAAGUAAGGCAUUCAUAGGACCCAUUUACAACCCCCCUCCCCCGCGGAGAAAGAGUAAUAAAAGGAAGAACGAAACAGACACUCUCAAUAGUACCAAUGGCAAAGGAAGACGGGAGGAGAAACAGACAUUUAACUCAAAAAAAUCAGAGCUUGGCACAGAAUUAUCCCAGUUUUAUAAAGAAAUUGAAGAGCUUGAAAAUGAAAAAGAUGCUUCACAAGACACCUGCAAGGAGCCGGAGCCUGCUCAGGAACAAGUCAUUCCACAGUAUCAGGGCUAUAAUGAUGUCCUGAGCUCUGAUGCAGGAAGUGGCUAUCAACAGUACUUUGAGAAUGAGCCAGGCAAAUACCCCUGCGUUGAACCACCAAUACCCACGUUCUGUGAUUUUUCAUUUCCUCCCUUCAGACCCGAAUGGCCGUCAGUGCGUCCUUUUAUCAUACCCCAUGUUCCUCCUCCCAGUUUGAACUAUCAUCUAAAUAUUCAAAGAUUCAGUGCUCCACCACAUCCACCACCAAACAUUUUUCAUGCCCAAGAUGACUCUCGGAUGCAAAAUGGGUGUUGUGUAAAUAGUUACCUGGAUAACAGGAAUUGUUUGACUUUUGAUCACAGCAAUGAAUACAGUAACUAUACUGAGAAUAGCAGUAGUGCACAUCCCUCUAGAAAUGGCCACAGUGUGCAGGAUGCAUAUGUAACCAAUGGUUUCUGUGAAAUCAGAGAAGGAUAUUGGAAAGAUCCUUUCUUGGACAAACAUAAUGGAACAGAUGGGUUUGUGAACCAGCAGCUUCAGGAGGAAAAGUUAAAUAAAUUGCAGAAGUUACUUAUUCUUUUGCGAGGUCUGCCUGGUUCUGGGAAAACAACGUUGUCUCGAAUUCUGCUUGGUCAGAGUCGUGAUGGCAUUGUGUUCAGCACUGAUGACUAUUUUCACCAUCAAGAUGGGUACAGGUAUAAUGUUAAUCAACUUGGUGAUACCCAUGACUGGAACCAGAACAGAGCGAAACAGGCUAUCAAUCAGGGGAGAUCUCCAGUUAUAAUUGACAAUACUAAUACACAAGCUUGGGAAAUGAAACCAUAUGUGGAAAUGGCUAUAGGAAAAGGAUACAGAGUAGAGUUUCAUGAACCUGAAACUUGGUGGAAAUUUGAUCCUGAAGAAUUAGAAAAGAGGAAUAAGCACGGUGUGUCUCGGAAGAAGAUUGCUCAGAUGCUGGAUCGCUAUGAGUACCAUGUGUCCAUCUCCAUUGUCAUGAACUCAGUGGAACCCACAGAGAAAAACUCACAAAGACCCCUUCCUCUACCAGGGCCACAGAAGUGGGGCGGCUCUCUAGACUCACAUAAUCAAGUCUGUGUCACAAGUAAUCAUUAA
Jaculus jaculus (lesser Egyptian jerboa) is the source of this 1707-nucleotide messenger RNA. Its product is annotated as NEDD4-binding protein 2-like 2. Gene Ontology annotation, molecular function: transcription corepressor activity. Gene Ontology annotation, cellular component: nucleus. Gene Ontology annotation, biological process: negative regulation of transcription by RNA polymerase II. Lineage: Eukaryota; Metazoa; Chordata; Mammalia; Rodentia; Dipodidae. The record is from RefSeq and is a predicted model, not a curated record.